Fomitopsis serialis is the source of this 207-nucleotide messenger RNA. RefSeq lists its product as uncharacterized. NCBI's taxonomy places the organism in Eukaryota, Fungi, Basidiomycota, Agaricomycetes, Polyporales, Fomitopsidaceae. The coding region runs from base 1 to 207 and encodes 68 amino acids. The transcript has 3 exons. The record is from RefSeq and is a predicted model, not a curated record.
AUGAUGAGCCUCAUCCGCUCUCGUGCACCCACCUUGAUCCUCUUCGGCAGCAUCCAGACUGCUAUGUGGAGUUGGGUCUACAUGCGGUGGCAACAACCGAGCGAAAUUAAGGGUCCUCUCCCUUCUCACAUCCCGAAGGGCUUCAUGGGUCGGGCCCGGUUUCGUCAGCAGCACGCCCCGUUCGCCAGCGGCUACGCAACAUACUAA